AUGGCAUUAAUUAAAAAUAUCACUUCGCAAAAUAUUAUGAAUGAUUUUAAAACAACUACUAUAAUAUGCGGCAGUAUCAUAAUAGCCGAAGAAGAGGUCAAUUUUCUAGAAUCAGAAGUUUAUUCAACUUCAUUGGUGAAUCAAUUACUAAAUGAUCCGUCUUAUAUACACAAUAGAGGUUAUGACAAUAUAAAACAUGAUAGAAAAACAAAACAUUUAACUGCUAACACUUUACAAGGUAAAGGAAAAUUCAUCAUGAAGCCAAUACUUUUCUAUUCUAGCGAGAAGAUGGAAAGCAUCAUUUUUUUACAUGUUGGCAGCGAUUUGUGUGGUCAUGAUGGCAUCAUUCAUGGUGGAUUAUUAUCAACAAUUAUGGAUGAAGGGUUGGCAAUAACUGCAAUUCCAUCAUUACCAGAUAAAAAUGGAGCAACAGCAUUCCUACAUGUGAAUUUUCGUAAACCAUGCAAAGCAAACCAAAUAUUGGUUUGUAAAUGUAAAGUUACAAAAAUUGAGGGUAGAAAAGGCUUUGUUGAAGGAAGAUUAGAAACAUUUGAUGAAGGUGUUGUUUUGGUAGAUGCUAAUGCAUUAUUUAUAAGUGAUUUUGAUAAAGAUGAUGAGGGUGACAAGGGUGAUAAUACUGGUGAUGUUGAUAAGAAUGAUGGUGUCUUUGGCUUUUAUUUUGGUAUAGUUUUCAGUGUUAUUGUUGUUAAUUGGAGAUUUAUAUUAUUUUGUGAAUCUGUUGUUGAUAAUGAUGAUGCAUGA
Molecule: messenger RNA, 762 nt
Organism: Entrophospora sp. SA101
Lineage: Eukaryota; Fungi; Glomeromycota; Glomeromycetes; Entrophosporales; Entrophosporaceae
Source: the annotation of a GenBank genome assembly